Calidris pugnax (ruff) is the source of this 641-nucleotide messenger RNA. Its product is annotated as hemoglobin subunit pi. Gene Ontology annotation, cellular component: haptoglobin-hemoglobin complex; blood microparticle; hemoglobin complex. The record is from RefSeq and is a predicted model, not a curated record. The transcript is spliced from 3 exons. Gene Ontology annotation, biological process: oxygen transport; hydrogen peroxide catabolic process. Lineage: Eukaryota; Metazoa; Chordata; Aves; Charadriiformes; Scolopacidae. Gene Ontology annotation, molecular function: peroxidase activity; haptoglobin binding; heme binding. The coding region runs from base 64 to 492 and encodes 142 amino acids.
GAUGAGUCCAAACCUGCUCUGAGCGUUCACUGCGAGGAGCCUCAGCCUUCACCCUCCUGCACGAUGACGCUGACUCAAGCUGAGAAGGCCGCCGUGGUCGCCAUCUGGGCAAAGGUGGCUACCCAAGCCGAUGCCAUCGGAGCAGAAUCACUGGAGAGGCUUUUCUCCAGCUACCCCCAGACGAAAACCUACUUCCCUCACUUCGAUCUGAGCCAAGGCUCGGCUCAGCUUCGUGGUCACGGCUCCAAGGUCAUGAACGCCAUUGGGGAGGCUGUGAAGAACAUUGAUGACAUUAGAGGCGCCUUGGCCAGGCUCAGUGAGCUGCACGCUUACAUCCUUAGGGUGGACCCAGUGAACUUCAAGCUGCUUUCCCACUGUAUCCUGUGCUCCGUGGCUGCCCGCUAUCCCAGUGACUUCACCCCAGAAGCUCACGCUGCGUGGGACAAGUUCCUGUCCAGUGUUUCCUCUGUUCUGACUGAGAAGUACAGAUAAAUGGCCUCCACAGAGGGUGAGGGACGCACGUCCAUGGUGCACCCCAUUUGCCAGGCCCCAGGGUAUUCACCCCUUCCUACGCCGUCCUCUCAAAUCCCCUACGCAGGGGCUCGGUCAUCUGCAAAACCCAAUAAAUAAUUCAAAUGUAA